This is a messenger RNA of Trypanosoma rangeli, 4902 nucleotides long. RefSeq lists its product as uncharacterized. Lineage: Eukaryota; Euglenozoa; Kinetoplastea; Trypanosomatida; Trypanosomatidae. The record is from RefSeq and is a predicted model, not a curated record. The transcript has a single exon. Bases 1 to 4902 code for a protein of 1633 amino acids.
AUGCACCAAACAAAGCAGUUUCUGGAAACAUUUGCUAUGGACACGGAGAUGGCAGACACCGAUGCACCCAGUGGUUUACUUGGCAGGGUAGGUUCUAACACAAUAGCUCCUAGUAGUGUGAAACCUCACAGACUUGCCACUACGGUUGACCAAAGGCAUACGUCAAUCCGUUCACAGUUAGACCGUCUAGCUAAUUCUUCUAUCGGUGGAGCCUCACGCAUGUUGGCCCCGCUUGUGCGUCCUAGUGAUGGCAACGUCAUGGAUCCUUUGCGUAUGCUCCAUAAGUGCAUUCGUUAUUUUGCAAGUCAUCCCGAAAUUUAUGGAACUAACCUUAAUGCCUUGUUGGACCGCGAACUCAUGUAUGUCAUGCGAGUAAAAGCCUCUGAGGCGGCGCUUCUUGCCCCAGGGAUGGUUCCUGUUUUUGCUUCCUCAUUACCAGCCAUCAAUACUUCCAAAACAAAGGGUGCUAAGCUUCGACACCCUGCCUUAGAGAAGUGCGCAGGGUGGAUGGUCACCCCGCGUUCGAUUGAGGCCGCUGUUUCUGCGGGCACAGUCGUCAGAGGUGGUGGGAUGUUUGGAUUUGGAGCCACAAGCUUUGUGGAGGGCACUCCUGGUUUUUUUUCGCUUCUUGAUAAGGCGAGUCGACGCGUGGAGCUGCACGAGGAACGUGUCCCGGCUGAGGUCUCUGAGAUUGAGGGUGGUAGUUCCUGCCAUACGUCUAGCGCCACUGAUUUUUCGCAUUUAGAGAGGAGCGUUUCUUCUCAGGAAAAACCUCUUCAGCAAGACGCCGCACGCGUGCGAUUUAUUUCGUCUUCUGAAGAAUUUCCUUUAUCUUCUGUUUCUGGGCGCCCGCAAGCCGAUGCUGGCCCAAUGCUACUUGUUGAUGGAACAAGCUACGAAGUGUCCUUCCUGCGAUCGCAACUGCAGCAGGUAGAGGCAGCGUACAAUGCCAAGUGCAUUUUACAUCAUGAGUUACAGCAGGAAAACACGCAACUGAAGUCGCAGCUAAAUGUGAUAGAGAAAAAAAUGCAGCAGUAUCAAUCACGUAAUCAGGAGAUGCGAGUACAAAUGGAGAGCAUGAAAAGAGAACUGGAUGCUUGGAAGCAGCGUGCCAGUGAGUUGAAUAUUUCUGGACAGAACGACAACCCUCAGAGUUCUUCUGAAAGUUCACGUCGUAUGCAAUCCAUGCAGCUUGGUCAGGCAAAGCGUGAGUUGUUGCACAUGUCGCGUCUUUGGCGAGAGACAGAGAAAUCUUUGCAGGAAACUAAAAGGGCCCUGGAAAGUGCUGAAAAUGAGGCACAACUUUCACACAGCUAUCUGGAGGAUGCGUUUUACUUAAUUGAGCGCCUGGAGCGACGAAUUGUGCGGCGCGACCAUUACAUCGAGAUACAAGGACGACGUCAGGCUUCUUCAGAAGAAAAGUGUGAAAAACUUAUGUGGUGUCUUGAGGAGCUGCGUACUAUAAAUGGAGGGAGUUCCUACGUGGAUUACCUUCUCUCUCAGGACGAUGUGUGGUCAUUAUUUCUUUUUGUGCGUCUGCAGCGACGUUUUAUGGGAUACGCUCAAGUUGAAGAAACGGUUCCAGUUAAUGUGGAACCACUUUUCUUCCAACGCACACCACUUGGCGGUCAAUUUGUUGAUAUGUACAGUCCAAGCCUUCUACUACGACUCGUGACAGAUUCAGGCUUGGGAAAAACAGGAAAUAUGAAUAAGGUGUCUACAGUAAAAUUGAGGACUCAUCUACCGCGCUGGCGUGCUAUGUAUACUAUUGAUUUUAUGCCCAUCAACGGUGUUGAGAGCUCAGACAUUAAUACUGCAGAAGGUACAGUGACGCGCAUUGGGAAUUCGCGUCGUUCUUUUCCUGUUCUUUCACUGACAUCCCUUCUUCUUCCACAGCAAAACUCUACCUUGAUGGGUGGCUUUCAUGAGGAUGAGAAGGUGCCAAACACGGCACACUAUGAUAAAGCGACUCUUCGUCUGGUAUUAUAUUCCUUUUGGAGUGAGCGGUUGCUUCAGUACAAAAAAGAAAUGGAGAGGCGUCUGAGGGAGUUAAAGGCAUCACGCCAUGUAUUGACUGGGCCUCUUCCUGAGGAAGCAGGCACAACAGAUGAUGAUGAAGUGGAGAGUACAUCAUUUUAUCCAGCAACAUUUCUGGCUGCGCUAGUUGAUUUUGUGCAUCGCACUUAUCCGCCAAGCACGACACCAGCAGAUACUUCAAUGGAUAAACCGAAGAGAAUUGUGGUGAGGGGCCAGGCAGGUAGAAGCGAACGAGCUUUAGACGGCGGACACUUUCUUUUUGCCUCUAUUAUCUCUAUUCAAAGCGAUGGCACAGAAGUACCUUUGAUACUCUCAACCCAGGCUCGUGAGCUACUAUUUGCACUAUACUAUUAUGCUGAAGAAUACAAGGAGGUGGAUGCAGACUUUCGACUAUUUUAUCUUACUGCCCAUCAGCAAAUUCCAGAAAUUGUGGGUGUUAAUUUUUGGGCUAGCCUAGAGGCUUUACGCAAAGAUUUUGAAAACGCCCUUUGUCGUCAUCUGGGUUUUCAAUCGUUGGAUGAAUCCGAAUUGGGCAUUACGACGGACCAUGAUGCAAUGCCGCAGGAGAAGGUGGUUGAACACAAAAUUAUUGAUGAAACUCCAUUUCACGCCUUGAAUAAAGCCGUGAAUAUUAUUGAUACAGCCCCCCUGGUGGAACAGAGCACCUGCAUGGAGCCCGAUAGCGAUGAGGAGGGAUAUGGUCUCAUCUUAGCAGGGAAUCAGACAAACAAUGGUCCACUGGGAUCCCAGCAGGGGCGGGUGGAUGAGCCUAAAAAGGUUGAUUCCAACACCUUAAAACACAAUAUUCGUGAUUAUUUAUUUCCUCCUCCUGAGGAAGAGUCUGCCUCACCUACAACACCGGCGAAAAGUGUGAUGAAGGAUUCUUCAGUAACGGACACAGAUGCUUGUACAACCAAGAAGGGGGAAAUUCCAGCGGCGUGGGUGACUCUUGAUGAAAGACUUGGAGCCAUUUUGGGUCCACAUGCGUCCUUAUUGAAGGCUUUUAGGGCGAAUAAGGGCCCAGAUAUAUCCAAAGAGCAACGAUGCAGGCGCCAGCGUUUUAAGAAAGAAAUUGUGUCCAACUCAGCAUCACGUGGUCUUCUUCCUUUUGAUGAAGUUUUGGAAUUAAUGUAUAAGCAUUGCUUUGCUACGUAUGCUGUUUCCUGUUGUGGCGGGGCACGUUUCUCGCUUGUAGAGGCCUUAACACAAUCUGGAGAUAGCGAUAUUGUGGAUGGCAUUUUAAAUUCACCAGAACACCUCACAAAGGUGGGUUGGCUUCCUCCCUCAGAAACACAGAUGCGACGUUUGCGAUUUGCUAUAGGAAUGGAUCAGCCAUCCCCGCUUUUGCGUUUUACGGAUUUUUUUGAUGUAGAUUCCCGUCACGGCGUACCCACACAUUUCCAUGAUGAGUAUCUGCAAAUAACAUUGGAUACAUAUAUGCAGCAUCAAGAGGCAUGGAUGAAUACUCUUUUGAGGUAUGUUGUUUCGAGCGAUGAUGCAGAGUCUCUGCGGGGUAUUGAUGAAUCAGAUACGACUGUCCCUUUUCCACUCAUUCGAAACGGUGUUUUACGCGUAUUUCGUCAAAUAUUACAGAGUCCUGAACAGGGCAAUACGCUUGCGAAGCAUUUUCUCAAUUACUGUAAUUUGCUGCGCGAUGAGGAGGAUAUUUGUCUUGAGCAAUUUACGGACGCUCCCAUUUUUAUCAACAGCCGUUCACUAUCUCAGUCGGAAUGCGAUGUCAAAUUUAACAGGAAUCAGAAAAGACGAUGGCCUGUUGAAGAAGAGUCUGCGUCUUGCUCUCUCUUGCAUUUAUCGUUAGCAGUUCGCAUGACCUACAUUAUAUGGGGUUCAUAUUCGCUUCCAUCCGCGAGAUUGGCAGGGCUGGUACUCUCUUCGACCUCCAGCGAUGAGCUAAGGAGCAUGGAGUUGUUCGGUGAGCGCGAGACUUUAUCUGCGGACAUGCAAGAUGAUGCAUUUUUAGCCAGAGUCGAGCAGGAGUUUUUGGACGCUGUAUACCGAGUUAAAACCGGGGUGAUGCGGCACAACGCCUUGCGUCGGUUGGCUGUGGAGUUGAAACAAAAAAUGGACGGAACAGAAGCAAACUUUGCACCGUUGGUUUUGACUGAGCUCUACAAAAAAACGUUGUCGUCCGCAGACAUCCUUGGAACCAGUCUCAAUAUUCGCCGCCUGUAUGCCCCCUGGGAUGACGAACGAUCAUCGAUACCACAGACACGGGGAAGCACAGCCCGCGGUAGAGGGCGAUCUAGGGCCUCACGACGAACAACGUCAACAAUUUUGACCUCUGAUUCAAUGUACAAGAAACACGUGGCUGAAGUUUAUAUACCGGAAGUGGCAUCUCUAGCCCGAUUUUUGCGUAUUGGUCAUGUGAAUAAAGGAAGGCAUGAAAAAAAGAAAAAGGUGAAGCAAACCAAAGGAUUUCAGGAACCACAACCGAUACUUUUGGCUAUGUGUGCGUCGUAUGAGACCACAUAUAUAAAAUAUCAAAAACAUCUUGUGAAACUGUUAGUGGAGGCGGCAAAGAUGCCAGAAGCUCACUGUACAGAUUCAAUUGAGGACGCGGAGACGGAAAUCCAACUAGAGGUUAACGGUGAGGUGGGAAGGACGUUAUCUAACUUUGCACCCGUUGGGAUUUUUUCCCGUUCUAUCGACAGCAGCGUCCUUGAUCCUGCUCAAGGUGUGGGGGAAGAGAGAGACAACCUUGUUGGUCUACCCAAUGUGUUUGGGGAGUCGGGGGAUACACAUGUGAAGAAACAGGCAAUGCCACAGGAGAGAAAAUAUGUGGUUGACGGGCUUGUUUCGGUGCGUCAAGUGCAUGCUGGAUGUGCAGCAUUGAGUCUGAUGUAG